AUGAGCGCAGGCGGGGGCCGGGAGGAGGGAGCCGCCGCCGUGCUGCAGCUGCUCCGGGAGCAACCGGAGCCCCAGGCGGAGGAGAGCGGGGCUCAGCGCUUCGCCCUCUGCCUGCCCCCUGGGGAGGAGGUAAAAGAAGUAGAAGAAACCAUAGAAGAGAUGUUAAUAAGGCUGGAUGAGUUCUGUGGCAUGACUGAUGUGAUUAGAAGCGAUACAUCCCAGAUCCUGGAUGAGACCAUUCCGCUCAUUAAAGCCAAGGUGGUAGAAAUGAACAACAUCUAUGCCAAAGUUGAUAAAUUAGAGGCAUUUGUUAAAAUGGUUGGACGCCAUGUCUCUUUUCUAGAAGAACAAGUGCUUCAAGCGGAGGGGAACCACAGCACUGUGUCUCAUGCUGUUCGCAAACUACUUCAGUCUGCAGCUAUACCUUCUUUUAAAAAUAAGCAUACUCCAUCAGCACAGCAUACAUAUGACCUGCCUAAACUCUACAGAACUGAAGAUUAUUUUCCUAGGAACUAUGUAGGUACAAAGUAUCAAAGCCACUAGUAGCUGACUUCAUCUUAUAAGCAGCUUUUUAGGGAA
Emys orbicularis (European pond turtle) is the source of this 579-nucleotide messenger RNA. It is a transcript of the gene BCAS4, whose product is annotated as breast carcinoma amplified sequence 4. Gene Ontology annotation, cellular component: BLOC-1 complex. The transcript has 5 exons. The coding region runs from base 1 to 543 and encodes 180 amino acids. The record is from RefSeq and is a predicted model, not a curated record. NCBI's taxonomy places the organism in Eukaryota, Metazoa, Chordata, Testudines, Emydidae.